AACAAAAGCACUAUGUUUACGUAUGAAUUUCAUGAAUGAAUACAGUGAAAAUAAUAUUGUAAUUUGUUUGUAAUUUGUAAUUUAUUUAGCAUUAACGAUACCCUGGUGGUUGUACCAUUUGUCAGGUCAAGGAAGCUAUAUAUAUAUAUUGUUAUGAAAUUCGAACCGGAAACUAGAAUUGCCCCUUUAAAAUAUUAGUAAAUUAUGUUUGCAAUCAUCAAACAAGAGGCUAUCAUCGGUUUGCGGUGUUCUAAUCUUGCCGCUCGGUCAAGUUCCACUCGGUUGGCACAUCAGAAACGGAUUCGUGUUCCACCUCCAGUGAGAUCGAACAAUACAAGAACACAACCAAUUACACCGUUCGGAUGGAUACUAUUGGCCAUUCCGGCAACGACUUUCGGUUUGGGAUGUUGGCAAAUCCAACGCAAGCAGUGGAAGGAGGAUUUAAUACGAAAACUGGAGUCUACUGUCCAAAUGGAUGCUGUUCCUGUGCCUGAUAACUUGUCCGAUUUGAACAGCAUGGAAUACCAGAAAGUCGUGGUUCGGGGUGAAUUCUUCCAUGACCAGGAAUUGCAUUUAGGUCCACGUGCUCUUAUUCAAGGUGGAGAUUCAAAUACAGCUGGUGGCUUGUUCUCGCAAAAGGAGGGUUCCAUAGGCUACUGGGUAAUCACUCCAUUUAAACUCGAAGGAAGAGAGGACAAAAUUCUUAUCAAUCGUGGAUGGGUACCGAAAAAGCAGUUGAAUCCAACCAGUAGAUCAGAAGGACAAAUCACCGGAACCGUGGAGCUGCAGUGCGUUGUACGUUUACCCGAAAAUCGACCUCAAUUUACACCGCAGCAACGCGGAGCCGUAUUCCUUUAUCGAGACGUACAGAAAAUGGCACAGAUAUGCAACACGGAACCGUACUUUUUGGAUGCUACCGUAUCCACAACCGUUCCUUAUGGUCCAAUAGGCGGCCAAACCCGGGUGACACUGCGAAACGAGCAUUUAUCCUACAUCUUGACGUGGUUUAGUUUGUCUGGUUUCACAGCGUGGCUGUGGUUUAGACUGAUAGUUCGGGGAAAAUCAUUUUGAUGGGAGUAAUCUUUGUCGGCUGAAUUAUGUUGCACUAGUGUAAAUCGAGCCUGAAUUAGUUGAGUUCUAAUGUAAUAGAAACCUCAGGGUCAAAUAAAAUUUUUACUGUUGAAAGCUUUUCUUUUAUCCGCUAUUAUUGACACAUAAAUUUAUCAGGGCAUAUUACCAUAUUACAGUUACUUUUGGAAGAAAACAGAAAUUAGCGUAGAACAUGAAAAUGGUAUACCUGCGCUGUCAAUCUUACUAUGCAUGAUUUGAAUACAUAUCACAACGACUAUAAUGAUGGUACCAAACGUUUUCUUCAAAAUUUUUGGAAAUCACAGUCACGGAUCGUUAGGAUGAAAGUUUGUUUUGGUGCUAAUGACAUCAUAGCUAAAAGCAGAUGAAAAGGAACGGAAUCAGGGACAAGAGCAAAUCAAUCUGAGUAUGAGAUUCCGACAGAUAAAAUCAAACGCCUGCUUGUGUCCAAAUUACGAAAAUUACUCAUUUCCCGGGAAUAUGGAAGAGUUAGAAACAUGUAUGAGGCGUAUUGAGACACGUAUUACUAAUCGCGACUAUAGAAGAAAACAUAGAAUUUUUCGUCGUGUAAGUAGGGUAUUGUGAUACGUUACUAACGGGAAAAAAUAAAAAAAUGUGCCUUGUUGAAAACCUACUAUUUCGAUUCA
Messenger RNA from Topomyia yanbarensis, 1736 nucleotides. RefSeq names its product SURF1-like protein (gene Surf1). Gene Ontology annotation, cellular component: membrane; mitochondrion. The record is from RefSeq and is a predicted model, not a curated record. Gene Ontology annotation, biological process: mitochondrial respiratory chain complex IV assembly. The transcript is spliced from 4 exons. Bases 205 to 1071 code for a protein of 288 amino acids. Lineage: Eukaryota; Metazoa; Arthropoda; Insecta; Diptera; Culicidae.